Solanum verrucosum is the source of this 681-nucleotide messenger RNA. Its product is annotated as B3 domain-containing protein REM19-like. The record is from RefSeq and is a predicted model, not a curated record. Bases 1 to 681 code for a protein of 226 amino acids. The transcript is spliced from 5 exons. NCBI's taxonomy places the organism in Eukaryota, Viridiplantae, Streptophyta, Magnoliopsida, Solanales, Solanaceae. Gene Ontology annotation, molecular function: DNA binding.
AUGGAUCCUGAUCAGUCUCCGGCGUUUUGCAAGAUUUUACUGUCUAGAGACACCGUCAUGAAUAAAAUGCAUGCAUGCAGUAGCUUUGAAGAGGAGAUUGGACCUUUAAAGAGAGCUAAGAAAAUGGAACCAAUAAUAGUAGUAUCGGAUACUGAGGAAGAAAGUGUUGAUAUGUCAUCGAGUGAUGCUGAUUCCAAACAUGAAGAUGAUCCUCCCUACUCACCUCGUGCAACUUACUAUAAAAAUCCUAAGCGGGAAAAAGUAUCAUCAGAUCGAAAGGACAAAGAAGCUCAUAGUGGAAGUGAAGAAUAUGGUCUAAAGAGGAAUAGUUGGAUUCAGAAGCAACAAUCCAAGAGUGUUUACGAUCAGAACAAGACAGUAUGGGACAAAGAGAGCAGUAUAGCAUAUCAAAAAGCAAAAUCUUUUAAAUCUAAGAAUCCGUUCAUUUUCAUAGCGCUGAAGUUUGCUAGGAAGUAUUUCCUUGAGAACGAUGUCAAUCUAGUGCUUCGUGUUUCAGGAAGUGGAUCUUGGUCUGUCAAAUGCACUAUCGGAACAGUAAAUGCUAAAGUUGGUUCUGGUUGGAAGGCAUUCGCGCUAGAAAAUAAGUUAAAAGUCGGUGAUGUUUGUGUAUUUGAAGUGCUAAAGGGCAAGCUCUUUGUAGAUGUCAUAAUAUCUGAUUGA